Parnassius mnemosyne (clouded apollo) is the source of this 783-nucleotide messenger RNA. NCBI's taxonomy places the organism in Eukaryota, Metazoa, Arthropoda, Insecta, Lepidoptera, Papilionidae. The record is from the annotation of a GenBank genome assembly.
AUGUCACUAAAUUGGGCAGACCCAGUUGAUAAUAGCACGGAGAAUGUAGAAGCGACGGAGGUAUUCCGGGGAUUUAAUAUUGAUCUAUUUCUGAAUCCAAUAUGGUCGAAGACAGGUGACUUCCCGUCUAUAGUCAAGAAAGUCGUGGCCAAGAAGAGCAAACAGCAAGGCUUUAGUAAAUCUAGACUUCCCGUGUUAAGUCCCCAAGAAAUCAAACUGCUGAGAGGUUCGGCAGAUUUCCUAGGUAUAAAUCACUACACGACCGUGUUAGUGAAAGAGUCCGGCAAAAAUAUCCAUUCGCCGUCGUUCGAAAAUGAUGUUGGAGUUGAGGUUGAGCUCGGGGAGAAAUGGAAACAGGCACAGUCCUCGUGGCUUAGAAGCGCUCCAUACGGUCUGUACAAAUUAUGUAUAUAUAUAAACCAAAAUUAUGACUACCCGACCAUAUAUAUAACGGAGCACGGCUGGUCGACUAAGACGGGGCUGUGGGAUCGAAGCCGGGUGGAGAACAUGAGGCACUAUAUGAACGCGCUACUUCUCGCUAUUGAAGAUGGCACUAAUGUUAAAGGAUAUACAGCUUGGAGUCUGAUGGAUAACGUGGAGUGGCAGGCUGGUACAAGUGAACGUUUCGGCCUGUACGAAGUUGAUUUUGAGUCGAAAGAUAAGAAAAGAACGGCGAGGAUGUCAGCUCUCGUGUACAAACGGAUCAUUCAAACGAGAAUCGUGGAGGAAGAUUGGGAACCGAAGCAUUUAAACAUCGACACACUUCAAAGAGACGAAUUAUGA